Molecule: messenger RNA, 2058 nt
Organism: Closterium sp. Naga37s-1
Lineage: Eukaryota; Viridiplantae; Streptophyta; Zygnematophyceae; Desmidiales; Closteriaceae
Source: the annotation of a GenBank genome assembly
AUGGCUCUCAGUCCGACACCUGCGUCAGCCGCAUUCAACUUCUCAAUCUCCGAGGCCGGAAAAGUGCAGUGGUCGCUCGACUGUGACUGGGUCGGCAACGACAUAGGCCGAGCGGCCGGCAAGGGCGAGACGUGCGGACAGCAGUGCCUGAGCCGCGCGGAUUGCACGCAUUGGACGUGGAGCGCCUUCAACGGCGGCACGUGCUGGCUCAAGGGGGCCAUCAACGCGACAGAGCUGGUCCCCGCCACUGGCACGUCGUGUGGCUAUCGCGUUACCGACAGCGCGACCGGCAACCCGUACACGGCAGUCCAGCAGUACCUCAACCCGGGGUACGCGGCGAGCGUGAAUGCCGCGGUGCGCGCCGCGCUUCCCUCGAAUGCGCCGUUUUUCGCGAGCGUGGCGCAGUAUGCGACGGCUGUGUGGCUCGACACGAUGGCUGCCCUAGAUUCCAUCCCCGGCCACCUGAGCGACGCGGCGACUCAGGCGGGCGGCAAGGCGAUUCUCGUGCAAUUCGUGAUCUACGACCUCCCGGGCCGCGACUGCAAGGCGUGGUCGUCCAACGGGGAGAUUCCCAAGGGCGGCCUCGACACGUGCAGGACCAAGUACAUCGAUGUUGCCGUGGCGCGCCUCAAAACCAAGGCGGCGAACGUGCGUCUGUCGCUCGUGAUCGAGCCCGACUCGCUGCCCAACAUCGCGACGAACAUGGGGACGAAUCGGUGCGACGCGACGACGGACAAGGAGUACACGGAGGGCGUCGCCUACGCCAUCGCGAAGCUGUCGCAGAUCCCCGACACCACGCUCUAUCUCGACUCCGGCUUCGGCGGCUGGCUCGGGUGGCCGGAGGGGAUGAAGCGCGUGGUGGCGGUGUACAGGAAGUUCCUCGCGCGCGCGCGGCAGAUCCGCGCGAACGCCAAGAUCCGCGGCUUCGCGUCCAACGUGGCCAACUACAGCCCGCUCUUCGCGACCGGCUGCCCCGCCUUGGAGAAGUGCCCGCUCGCCAAGAACCCGAGCACGGGCGAGAUGUGCUACGACUGGAACCCGUGCAUCGACGAGAACCGGUUCACGGCGCGCAUGAAUGCGUACCUGGGAGCCGCGGGACUGCCCACCAGGUGGAUCGUGGAUACGAGUAGGUCCGGCCGCGCUGGCAUCCGCAACCGCUGGGGGUCGUGGUGCAACGUGAAGGGCGCGGGAAUUGGACAGCGCCCCGAGGCGAAUCCCGCUAAUGCUCCGCAAGGGGCCCUCGGGUGGUCUCAUGCGGUUCCCUCCACUUUCCCGCACACCUUUUUCUUGCCUGCCCCGCAGUUGAUGCUCUGGUUUGGAUCAAGCCGCCUGGGGAGAGCGAUGGCCAUUCGUAAAGCAAAGAUUCUGGGCAUUUUCCUCGUGGAUCGCGAGUGCGACCCCAAUGACGCGCUGGGCCUGGACGCCCUAUCGAACGCGCCCCGCGCAGGGCAGUGGUUCCAGACGCAAUUCACCGCGCUGGUUCGCUACGCCAACCCGCCCAUGCCUGCUGGAAAGGUGGACCCCUGCAUGUUUGAUCCGAAAACAAACCCCGCGUGCGACCCGUUCUGGGAGGACGUGGCCGUCAAGUACUCGCCGCAGUACAAGUUCCACCCCGACGAGGAUAUCUGGCCAAUCACGAUCGACGAGUACCUCACACACGUGACUGCCUCCAAAGGUUAUUUUACUGAGGAUGGUAGAGAGUAUGAAAUUGAAUACCAGGCGGGCCCGAUCACUCCCGACAACCUCGAUGCACUCCUGAAGAAUCCAAAUAGCGAGCGUGGCAAAACUGUCCUGUACAGUCCGGAUCAGUUUGACAAGGAUACCGACUGGAUGAGCGACUCGGCGCGCAACCCGAAAAACGGAGGGACGAAGCUGUACACCAUCAUUUACGACCCGAAACCGGACGACAAAGACUCGUUUGUGGAGAUUCAGUAUUGGCUCUUCUACCCUUACGUGGGUAUUCCAAGUGGUACCCUGGCUUCAAGUACUUCCUUUGUCUCUUCCCCUCUCUCUCUCCCACACCCCUUUCGUAAAAUGUUCUCAAUCUGUUUCAACUAA